CUGUCCAUCUCUGCAUCGCGUGAUCCACUGAUCCUUGCAAGAAACCAUCCUCCUUUUUCUUGAUCUGUCCCUUCCGAUUCUUUGUAUCUGUUCUUCCUCGAGAUAAAAAGGGCGUCGCUUUGCUGGCCAGCGUUCGGAUUUUGGGGAUUGGGAGUGGAUCCGGGGAAGCAAAUUUGUCGACGCUAGGGUUUCCAAAGAUUGCAUUUUUCUGUGAGGAAAUUUGGGGAGAUCGUGAGCUAGGGGGUGGUGAGGCAGUGGAGCAUCCGGGCCUUCAAUGCUACUUGUGGGAGAUCUGGAGAAAUUGCAGGUGACUUUUAACAGUCCGAACGGGUUGUGGCGCAAUGUCGUGGUCGGGACCGGAAGAUGUCUUGCUCUCCACCUCCCUUGCGAGCUACCUUGACAAAAAGCUUCUUGUGUUAUUACGUGAUGGGCGAAAGCUUUUGGGCAUUCUUCGUUCUUUUGACCAAUUUGCAAAUGUGGUUCUUGAAGGUGCUUGUGAUCGAGUAAUUGUAGGAGAUCUGUACUGUGAUAUUCCUCUAGGUCUCUAUGUGAUCCGUGGAGAGAAUGUGGUCUUAAUAGGAGAACUGGACUUGGAGAGGGAGGAGCUCCCAGCCCACAUGAUAUGUGUUUCAGCUGCGGAGAUAAAAAGGGCUCAAAGAGCUGAAAGGGAUGCCACAGAUCUCAAAGGCUCUAUGAGAAAGAGGAUGGAAUUUCUUGAUCUGGAUUAACAUCAUGCUCUGCAAUCCUCACUCAUUCAUUACCAUUUUUGGGGUGCUUCAAAGAUCUUGUCUGCAACUUUUAUUGCGGUUUAUUUCAAAAUGGCUACAUAAAUCCCCUUUGCGAUUGUUAGUUCUUCUGAUAAAAUUGAAAAUUAGGGUUUGUAUGAUUGCUUUUUGUUCUGGUAAUUAAUCGAAACUUGAUUGAAAGUUUCAUAUUUUCAUUCUGCUUCCUGAUUGUUUGACAUUGAAGUUCAUCAUGAUGAUGACUGGCAUUUUGCAA
This is a messenger RNA of Musa acuminata subsp. malaccensis (wild Malaysian banana), 999 nucleotides long. RefSeq names its product sm-like protein LSM1B. Gene Ontology annotation, molecular function: RNA cap binding. The record is from RefSeq and is a predicted model, not a curated record. Gene Ontology annotation, cellular component: P-body; Lsm1-7-Pat1 complex. NCBI's taxonomy places the organism in Eukaryota, Viridiplantae, Streptophyta, Magnoliopsida, Zingiberales, Musaceae. Gene Ontology annotation, biological process: deadenylation-dependent decapping of nuclear-transcribed mRNA.